CAGCCUGGCAGCCUCAGUUAUCCGCGUUCUAUUCGUGUCCUUUGGUAUUCCCUUCUCUCUCUAACAGUCUCUUUCUCUCUCUAGAAUUCAAAUUUUCACCGGAAAACGGAAGAAAUCAACGUCUGCGAAAUGGGUGGCUGCGUCUCUGUGGGUCGGAGCGAGUGCGAAUCUUCGCCGACGGCGAAGAUCGUGACGGUUAACGGCGAUCUCCGGGAAUACAAUGUUCCAGUGUUAGCGUCGCAGGUCCUGGAAGCCGAAUCGGCUGCUUCGUCUUCCUCUAGAUCUACCUCCUAUUUCAUAUGUAACUCCGAUUCUCUCUACUACGACGAUUUCAUCCCAGCUAUAGGAUCGGAUGAGCAGCUUCAGGCGGAUCAGAUCUACUUCGUCCUCCCGAUUUCCAAGCGUCAGAACCGCCUCACAGCGCCGGACAUGGCGGCUCUCGCCGUGAAAGCCAGCGUCGCGAUUAAGAACGCCGCCGGGAAGGAAUCCCGCCGCCGCAAGAAGGGGCGGAUCUCACCGGUUGUGGUUCUGAGUCAGCCGAGCGAUACGAAAGGGAGCACCGGAGAAUCGACGGUUUACAAGGGGAUUCCGGCGAAGAAAACCGCCCCUACGAAGGUUUCCGGCGGUUUCUCGAGAUCUGGUUCAGUACGGAAAUUACAGAGAUACACGUCUCGGCGAGCGAAGCUCGCGGUUCGUUCGUUUCGGCUGAGACUUUCAACCAUUUACGAAGGCUCUAUUCUGUAGAUUUUUUAUUUUAUUUCUUUCGCCUCCUUUCUUGGGAGAUAAAAAAAAACAGAAAAAUAAAAAAAAUAUAUACAUUAAUUCUUUUUUGGCUUACUGUUAACAGAAAUGAUCAUAUGAUAAUGUAAAAAAUGAAAAAAAAAUCUCCACAUGUAAAUUACAAUUUGUCUCCCAGAUAUAUUUUGUCUUCUCAUACAUAUAUGU
Molecule: messenger RNA, 945 nt
Organism: Tarenaya hassleriana
Lineage: Eukaryota; Viridiplantae; Streptophyta; Magnoliopsida; Brassicales; Cleomaceae
Exons: 1
Coding region: 130-744 (204 amino acids)
Source: RefSeq, a predicted model, not a curated record